Molecule: messenger RNA, 927 nt
Organism: Quercus robur (English oak)
Lineage: Eukaryota; Viridiplantae; Streptophyta; Magnoliopsida; Fagales; Fagaceae
Exons: 1
Coding region: 1-927 (308 amino acids)
Molecular function (GO): catalytic activity
Source: RefSeq, a predicted model, not a curated record
AUGAAUUGUUUAAGCUGGAACUGCCGGGGGCUUGGGAACCACCGGCGAGUUCGCGAGCUUUCAGAAUUGGUGAAAGCUAAAGGUCCUAAGAUAGUUUUUCUCAUGGAAACGAAGAAAAAGAAGUCGUACCUUGAAAGGCUUCGGUGCCGCCUGAAGUUCGACAACCUGUUUAUUGUGCCGCGUAGAAACUUGAGUGGCGGUCUAGCUCUGCUCUGGAUGAACGAUGUUAAUCUGCAUGUUCGCACUUUUUCUCCUCGGCAUAUCGACGCAGUUGUGAACCCAGGAAUUGAUGACGCUUGGCGCUUCACGGGGUUUUACGGAGCUCCCGAAGUGGCCAACCGGGAAGAUUCUUGGUUAGUUCUUCGUCACCUUAGCUCUCAAUUUAUUUUACCUUGGGUUUGCAUUGGGGAUUUUAAUGAAAUCACAAAACUUAGUGAAAAACUGGGUGGGGCUAUUCGGUCUGAAUUUCAAAUGCAAAAUUUUAGGGAUUGUUUGGAUGUGUGUGGUUUGAAGGACCUGGGUUACUCUGGUUUACCGUAUACAUGGUGUAACAGAAGGUUUGGGGGUCAAGUGGUUUGGGUCAGACUGGAUAGAGCCUUUGCGACCUCGGAUUGGUUGUUAAAAUUCCCAACGGCCCGCCUCCAUCAUUUAUUGGCUUCAUCCUCUGACCAUAAACCUAUCUGGCUUUGUCUAGAUAAUAUUCGAAAUCGUUUUUUUAGACCCGGGAAGCCUUUCCGGUUCGAGGCUAUGUGGCUCAAGGAUGUGAGAUGCGAAGGAGUUGUUCAUUCGGCUUGGGAGGAGGUUGUUCAGGGGGACUUGAUGGGGAAAGUCAUCAAGAAGGUCGAAAAUUGUCAAGCUCAGUUACAGUUAUGGGACAAAAAUGUGUUUGGCAAUGUUCGUCGUAUUUUAGCUCGGAAAAAAAAUUGA